Molecule: messenger RNA, 2917 nt
Organism: Stegodyphus dumicola
Lineage: Eukaryota; Metazoa; Arthropoda; Arachnida; Araneae; Eresidae
Cellular component (GO): extracellular region
Molecular function (GO): chitin binding
Source: RefSeq, a predicted model, not a curated record
UUCAAUCCUACCAGAAAAGAGAACAUGCGAUGAAGCCAUUGUAUGUGGGCCCACAUCCGCUGGACAGAGUGAAAAGAACUUCCAAUCUGGACGGAAGGUCGUUGCUAUUCAUUCCAUUUGCUUGCUCGCUUCAUAAAAAUCCAAUAAUCAUCGUUUUCAACGGCUGCUUUCUUUUUAAUUGUUUAAAUGCCUCGCGCGCAUGUUUUCUGUUCUUUAACUGUGGCAACGCAGGAAAUAUCCAACCAUCCAAAGAGUUUGCAACACCUCGGCCUAAGAAAUACAAAAGCUCGUCAAUGACCUCAUUUAAUUUAAGAAGAGGGUUGUUUUUUGAUUCUUAAUUAUCGUGAUGGUGAAAUGGAGACCCAAUAUAAGAGGAGGAUUGUGUCAGAUGAUCGCUCAGAAUUUCUCUAAAGAAAUUUUAAGUUUCAGUGUGGAAGGGCAUUGGGAGUUGCUUCUGAUCAGGAAAACUCUUAUUUUGUUUAAAUUUUACCAAUGCAAGUCAAAAGUUUAUUGUGUUUCCUGAUUUCAUGCAUGUGUUCAAGCACCAUAUUUUGUAAGGGUGAUGGCAGAACUCAGAACUGGAUGCCAGACACUCAAAACUGGCCUCAAAAAGGUCAAACAAAAGGGGCCCCUCUAGGAGGUUGGGACGACGAAGUGGCCAAUCCAUGGAAAGGGGGUGCAGACAGUGGAUGGAGACUGGAGGACACAAUUCCGGGAGUGCCAGGGCAGAGUUAUCCCAACUUCGACAAGAUUCCGGAAACUAGUUUUGACUGCAGGGACCAACAAGGACCCGGUUACUACGGAGAUGUCGAAUCACACUGUCAGGUCUUCCACAUUUGCCAGGCAGGAGGUCGCCAGAACACAUUUCUUUGCCCAGUCGGAACUCUCUUCAAUCAGGAGAUGUUUGUGUGUGAUUGGUGGUUCAACGUGAACUGCGCAGAAACUUCCAUGCAUUACGGUAGAAACACCAAUCUUUUCAGAUCCCCACAGAUUGGAAUAGAUGGCUCAAAAAUAGCAGUAUCUCGAAUGCAAAUCAGUUCUAAAGGAUCUGCUAAUCCACCAAAAGUUGGCAUUCCAACUUGGGAUUCCCAAAGCAAAGCAGGUGGUAACUGGGAUGGCAGAUCUCAAAGUCCUCAACAGCAUGGAACUAGCAAAGGAAGCAAUUGGUCGCAAAGUCCUCAACAGAGUACAGGACAACAACAAGGAAUAAGGAAAGGAGGUAGUUGGCCACAAAGCCAUCAACAAAGAAUGAGGCAACAACAAGGAACUGGCAAAGGAAGUGGCUGGCAAAAAAUGCCAAGACAACAGCAAGCUACUGGCAAAAGCUGGCCACAAAGUUCUGGGCAACAACAAGGAGUUCAGAAAGGAGCUGGCUGGUCUCAAGGAGGAAACAGAAGAAUUGCUGGCCAGAAGACAACUCCACCAAGAAAGGCAUCUUUAAAAGGAGAUAUGUGGCAAGGCGGGAGCCAAGCACCUUUACCCAAUUCUGGGUGGGGCAACAGAAUGCCAAAAAAAGGCAAUACUAUUAAAAGCCAAAAAGGAAUUGCUAGCAGUCAAGGACUUCACGGAACAUUACGUACGUCUACCAAUCAAGGGUUCAAAGAACAUAACAGAAAUCCAGGACAACAACAACGGUCAAACAUUAGAUCUGGAACCUUCGGAUCUAGUAAUAAGGGACAGGUGAAUUCACUCCAACGAACUGCAUCAAGUGCAGCCUUUAAAGCCAACAGUUGGAGCAUCGGAUCAGAAAAUUUCCAGAAUCCAAACAGAGAUGGUUGGUUUCACCAGUCGCCCAAUAUAGCUUUCCAAGACGCCAGAGGACCCGACAGUAAGCUAUGGCAAGAUGAUGGCGCACACUUUUCUGGAGACAUUCAAAGAGGACCUGAUUUUAAAGGAGGCAAUCCGAAUACCAACGGAAGAUAUGCUUCAGCUGAAGCCAUAGGAAAUUUUGUGGAAUAUUCAGCGAAUGAACCAAACGCGUUGAAUAACUUUGGCGAAGAAGACUAUGGCCAAAGAAGACAAAAUUUGCUGCCUGAUAGCGAAGAAACGUGGAAAGGAGACACACUUCAUAAUUCUAAUUACGAUUAUGAUUAUGGAUGGAAUGGUUAAAUAACUUUCCACUCAAAAUAUUUAUCUCAAAGUAACUUUUAAGACAAAUACGUGAAAAGAAUAUAGGACCUCCAUAAUCGUUAGUCAUCUGUCAUACUGGCUCGAGUACAUGACGAUGUUUUUUCUCGCGAAAGCAUUUCUGGGAACUAUAUCCGUGUUUAUAUGUGCAGCCAAACGUUUGAAAAAUGCAUCUAUAUAUCCAACUACGUUCUGAUCGUCAAUUUUGAAGAAUUUGAAACAAAAAAAAAAAAAAAAAAAAAUACGGUUAUUUUAAUUUUAAAGCUUAUGCAUUAAACUUCACAAAGCUACUUUUAUUCACCGGCUGUUAGAAGAAAAAUAAUGACUGUUCUUCUUCUAAGCCGUGAAUCGGAAUUUCCUGUUUAAGAACCACGAAGUUGGUGUCUGAAGGUAUACAGACUACUCUAAAUAACUUUAAAAUGAGAAUUUUUCAUUUGAAUACUUUUGGUGAUGUUCAAAAGAUGAGUUUGAACCUUCCUAUUUGCUAUUAAGUUAUCGGGAACAAGAUUAGUUUUGCAGUUAAAUUUUCAUGCUUGGCAACAUUUUCUACCCCUUCUGUUUGCUUUGUCUUCCAUUAAAAGUACUUUUUGAAAAACUUGAUUUUUUUUUCAGCUUUAUUGUUACAAAGAAAACUUUAACUUAAAAUAUUACUGUAGUAAUUUCAUGAAGUAUUGUGAAUUAAAUGGGCUCAAACUUUAGGUUUAGGUACAGAUCUAAAUUUUUUUUCAGAUAACUUUGUAAAUGAAAAGAGAGAAAUUUUUCAAAAAAUAGCUAACGCAUAUACUUAAAC